Messenger RNA from Sorghum bicolor (sorghum), 2093 nucleotides. RefSeq names its product probable GMP synthase [glutamine-hydrolyzing]. Lineage: Eukaryota; Viridiplantae; Streptophyta; Magnoliopsida; Poales; Poaceae. Bases 669 to 1838 code for a protein of 389 amino acids. Gene Ontology annotation, molecular function: DNA-3-methyladenine glycosylase activity. The transcript has 5 exons. The record is from RefSeq and is a predicted model, not a curated record. Gene Ontology annotation, biological process: base-excision repair.
CCAGAGUUGAGCAACACACGCGACGGCAGCACGAGCCACCCAAGUCAGAACUCAGAAGACACAAGUCACCACCGACCGAGAGGCGAGAGCUACCUCGCCAAGCCCAAAUCUACUGCCGACCACUCCACUCCUCCACCCACCCACCAAUACCAGCGGCAGUAAAUUCCGAGCAGCCGCUCCCUCCUCGCUCCCCCACCCGCCUACUCCUCCUAGGGUUUCCUCUCGGCUCGCCGGCGUGCCGCAUCGCUUCGCCAUUGCCGCGGGUCCCGGCGCGGGGCGUUCCGCCGUUCGGGGCGGGCCCGAAUCGAGCCUCGAGGGAGCUGUUCGUGCUGAUUCCUGCGGGGUCCUGUGGUGUGGCUCGGACUCUGGGGCCGUCGAGUGGGAAAGGUUUUGACUCCCGUUGGGGUUUGGAUCGAGGGCUCUAAGCUGUGUCUCCGCAAUGCCGGGCUGGUCUGGCGGCCAUUGCUAGGGUUUUCUGGUCGGAUUUCGGUGGAAGAGCUGAGGUUUUGCUUCGGGUGCUGGAGGUGUCUGCAAUCCGCCGCUUGCCUCGGCCGGAGCUCGGUGUUUCCGCAGCAAUGCCUCGCCGAUUUUAGCUCGCGGUUGGGGUACUCAAGGGCGGAGGGGCUGUCGGGAGGGGUGAGAUUGCAAGGAGUCGGUGGCUCGGUCCAAUGUCCGGGGCUAGCGCGAGGGGGCGGCUGUCGCCAGCGUCCGGCGGCGGCGGGGACUCCGAACCACGGUCCGCGGGUGGCAGGACGCGCUCGGUGUCUGCUACUCGCGGCCGGAAGCCCUCACCGAGGCCUGGGAGGGAUGUGGCCGCGGCGGCAGGGGCAACGGAGGAGAAGAAACCGGCCGCCGUGCCUACAUUGCUGCCCUCGCUCAGCGUGCCGGCGGGGAUGCGUCGGCAGGAGCUGCUGCUGCGCUCGGGGCUGUCUCUUGACGCGUCCUGCUCCUCGGACGCGUCCACGGAUUCGUUCUGCAGCCGGGCAUCCACUGGCCGGAUUGGGAGGCCGGCAUUUGGGGCUAGGAAGAAGAAGACCCUCUCUCAGACUGAUUACAAGCCUGUUUCCAUGCUGGAAAGGGAGGGUGGAUUAGCUUCCCAGAUUGAUGCUGCUGGUGUGAAGAGGAGGUGUGCAUGGGUGACAGCAAAUACUGAUCCCUGUUAUGCUGCAUUUCAUGAUGAAGAGUGGGGAGUUCCUGUUCACGAUGACAAAAAGUUAUUUGAGCUGCUGGUGCUGUCAGGGGCAUUGGCUGAACUGACAUGGCCAGCAAUUCUGAAUAAGAGGGACAUAUUCAGGGAAGUUUUCAUGGAUUUUGACCCAGUAUUGGUCUCAAAAUUAAGUGAGAAGAAGAUUAUUGCACCUGGAAGUCCUAGCAGCUCCUUGUUAUCUGAACAGAAACUGCGUGGUGUUAUUGAAAAUGCACGCCAAAUACUCAAGAUCAUAGAGGAAUUUGGAUCAUUUGAUAAAUACUGUUGGAGCUUUGUGAACCACAAACCUAUAUUGAGCCGAUUCAGGUACUCCCGUCAAGUGCCUGUCAAAACAUCGAAAGCAGAUGCCAUAAGCAAAGACUUGGUUCGAAGGGGUUUCCGCAGCGUCGGCCCAACAGUCGUUUAUACCUUCAUGCAAGUCUCUGGCAUGACUAACGACCACCUUAUCUCCUGCUACCGUUUUGCCGAAUGCGCGGCCUCCUCUGACGGUACCGGUAAACUUACCGAUGGAAACCUAGCAAACUCGAGUGAUAGCAACCAUGCCACGGCAGAGCAGAAGAUGAACAGGACGAAUGGGCUGGAUUCAGACAUUGAACUCUCCAGGACUAUAGAUGAGCUCAGCAUUUCAUAGCGGUUAGGAGGGGCGCUGAGGCGAGAUGGUGUUAGCUUGUGUAUUUUGUGUGCUGUAGCGUAGGUGUGAUUCGGUGUCCUUUUUUUCUAUAGUUUUACCACUCGUCAAUGUAGGGUAGAACAAUGUUAGUCUUGGGCGUGUCAGGACCAUUGAACGACAGCAGUGUAAUGAUGUAUAUUCUUUUGUGAUGCGAGUGCACCUGUUUCCCUGCAUUUCAGCUGAGCUGGCUUUCGCCAGUGUCAUCGAUGCUGUUCA